Parnassius apollo (apollo) is the source of this 582-nucleotide messenger RNA. Lineage: Eukaryota; Metazoa; Arthropoda; Insecta; Lepidoptera; Papilionidae. The record is from the annotation of a GenBank genome assembly.
UUACCUUCGUAUAAGCUCAGCAAAUCAUUAAAGGUGAUAGACUCCACACAUGGGGAGUUGGACAUAUCGUUCCAACUCGCUGACCCAGUUGGCAGGGUCAUUGUCGCCGAUUACAAGAAGCCGGAGAACGCUCACCGUCACACCGCCACGCUCAAUGGCGACUACAGAUUUUGCUUCGACAACAGUUUCAGCACAUUCAGCCAGAAGACCGUCUUCUUUGAUCUGAUGGUGGAAACCGAAGAUUCGCCAUAUAAAGACUACGACGACGAUAAAGAAAUGGAGAUAGCAGGAAACUCAGCGGAAACCUACAUGAUGAAAGUUAAAGACAUAUCAGAAUCCGUGGCCAGGGUUAAAGACCACGUGUCAGCAGCUAGAAGACUGCAAGAGUUGCUGUCAGCACAUGAGGCUAGGGAUAGAAACCUGGCUGAGGAGAUGUGCUCCAGGGUAAUGAAGUGGUCGCUGUGGCAGAUUGCUGUGAUGCUUAUAGUUGGUAUAACUCAGGUGGUGUUCGUCAAGAGUCUGUUCCAGGAGCCAAGCAGCAGAAGUCUGAAGAAGUUAGUUCCUAAUUUUUUGUCUCAAUGA